Physella acuta is the source of this 928-nucleotide messenger RNA. Its product is annotated as prepro-gonadotropin-releasing hormone-like protein. Lineage: Eukaryota; Metazoa; Mollusca; Gastropoda; Physidae. The record is from RefSeq and is a predicted model, not a curated record.
AUAAAAAGGGACGGCCAGAGCAUGGCCAUCUCUACGAUCUGCUGCUUCACACUUUGGCCAUCAUUUUGUUUGGGUUUUUUUUUCGUUUCGCCGUCACUCGACUACAAGCUGAAGAAGAUGGUGUGUACCCCAGCCACGCCCACAGCCGUUGUUGCCCUGCUCGUCCUGCUCGCCUUAGUCCAGACGUCCAGCGGCCAGAGCUACCACUACAGCAACGGCUGGUACCCCGGCAAGAAGCGCUCAGCCCAGAUGGCCGGCGACAGCAUCAUCGCAGGGGCAAGCGGCCCCGCAGCACGGUUUGAUGAGGCGUGCAACAUCAGGCCGGACGCUGUGCUGCUCAUCAACAAAGUUAUACAGGAGGAAGUGGCCAGGAUCCAGAAGACGUGUUUGGCGGACGUGCCAGUUGGGCUUAGAGAACUUUUAGAGACAGCGACAGGCGAAUAGACCCCCCCCCCUCCCCCUAUCAGGUGAGCCUGCGGUAGAUCAACGACUGCAGAAUCAAGGGAAGUAAUUACUGCUGAAACUAGAGGGAGGCAACUUGCCGGAAAUAAUGUUUCAAGACUAUUUUUUAAUACGUUUCUCUUUUUCUUGGACGAAUAGAUAAAAAAAAGAUAUGCUUGUUUUAAAUGUUAUUAUAAAACAAUAAAAUAGUUAGAUGACUCAGUUUAUUAUAAGAACAUCUGAAAGCAAUUAGUACAACAGUUUUUUAAAUGUGAUCUUGCUGCUGUAUCUUAACAUCGCUAGAAAAAUUCUCAUCCAGACUCAAGUUAGAAAAAAUUAUUAUCCUGACUACGUUAGAGAAAAUUAUUAUCCUGACUGCGUUACGUCAGAAAAAAAAAUUGUCAAACUCACGUUAGAAAAGAAAAAAAAUAUUUGUACUCGCCAUUUGUGUGGCAGAAGAAUGAUUUCAUGUCAAUAAACUGGGAAU